CUCACCUAGCCAUGGCCGCCUCUACGUCGUCCGCGCAUAUGGUCCAGCGAAGGGUCACUGUUAGCGCCUCCAACACGGACUCGAGGUACUCGUACUACGCGUACCGCACGCGUAGUAUUUCGUGCGCCCCUCGCUGUCCUGAUGGACGUUUCGGGCCGCAUGCGCUGCAGCGCGAGCGAUGUAUCGUGCUAUGCGUCGAAGACUGCUCGUACAGGGUACAUCACUCGGUUCUUGUCGGCAACUCACGCAGCUUCGAAAAGCGGCUGGCCCACCACCGCGACGACUCGGACGACAUCAAGAAUUGGGGAGUCGAGGACAUCGUCCUUCCGGGCGACAGCAAGCAGGACUGGGAUGCCAUGUUGGACGCCCUCUAUGAUUCGGACUCAUAUUUCGAGACUUUGAGCGCACAGCCGUUCGAGAAAAGCUUGCCAACGCUAGCGGGGCUCCUCCAGCUCGCGCACAAGUACAACAUGGACACGUACGAGCGGAAGGUCACGUCCAUCAUCGCGUCCUACUUCCCUUCACCCUCUCCGAACUCGAAAGGUGUCGCUUGGCCGACUCUCGCGGAAGCGACCACGGUUAUUAGGCUCGCGCACCAGACGGGCGCGACUUCUCUCCUGCGCCUCGCCUACCUCAUCGUCGCCGCGCACGCCGCCGAGUCCAACAAGUCCAUCGUCCACGACCUCGACAUCCUCACCUCGGACAAGCUCUCCAUCUGCGGGGGCAUGCUCGCGCUGCUCAGGGCGCAGCGCGCGCACAUGUUCCGCUUCUUCACCCGCUUCACGCCGUCUGCGAGAUGUCAGCGCGGCGGGCGGUGCUGUCCGCAGGCGCACGCGCAGCGGUACCACGACGCGCCGGAGCGGGUGUGGUUGAUCGUCGAUGAGCCGCUGGCGUGGUUGGGGGAGGGGGACCCGGCGCCGCUGUGCGACGUCUGCUAUGCGAGUGUCUCGGCUACUUUUGCGGAGGGGAGUCGGGCCGUUUGGGCGAGGUUAGACAAGUUGUUCAAGUUAUACUAGACUGCGGGUAAGGGGUUGGAUCAAGAUACCUGGGUGCUUUAGUUACUAGUCAUCUUCAAGGGUUUUUGUAGAAAUACCGGGUGUACAUUAUUGGAUGAUUCUCGGUUGUCGCUGUUCGAACUGCGAAAAGUAAAGUAUGGACGACCUCAUGUUCACCGCAUCCUUAAUGAUGUAGGGACUGGC
This is a messenger RNA of Schizophyllum commune H4-8, 1199 nucleotides long. RefSeq lists its product as uncharacterized. The coding region runs from base 12 to 1016 and encodes 334 amino acids. The transcript has 3 exons. Gene Ontology annotation, molecular function: protein binding. Lineage: Eukaryota; Fungi; Basidiomycota; Agaricomycetes; Agaricales; Schizophyllaceae. The record is from RefSeq and is a predicted model, not a curated record.